AUGACGCGCAGGAAAAGUGAAGCGCGAGCAAACAUCGCGUCCCGCUUGUCAUGCCAUUGUGAGCUCGUCACAGACAAGAAUAUCAAAGGACACUUGACGACAUCCUCUCGCUGUAUCACAGAAAGUAAUCACAAGCACGAGGGCGAGGAGGCUGCAAUUUCGAGACUGAUGUGUGCGGGUGUGGAUGCAGGUGCAUGUGUUGAUGGGCGCAUGUGUCUCAUCGACAUGGAAUACCCGGAACUAUCCACCGCCCCGUACUUCAUGGCCGUCGGGAACCGGAAUGUUAACACGACGGUCGGACAGACGGCUUACCUGCACUGCCGCGUCGCGCAGAUCGGGGACAUAGCGCAAGUCUCGUGGAUCCGGAAGCGGGAUUUGCAUGUCAUCAGCUCUGGCAGCGUGGUCUUCGCGUCCGACCAGAGGUUCCAGGUGCUGCACCCGGAGAAGUCGGAGAACUGGACGCUGCAGAUCAAGUACGCUCAAGAGAGAGACUCCGGCGUGUAUGAAUGCCAAAUCAACACUGAACCGAAGAUCUUUCUGUCUUACUUUCUCACUGUGGCUGAGUCGCGCGCGCUGAUCCUGGGCCCCGGCGUCGUGAAGGCGGGCAGCGCCAUCAACCUCACCUGCUCCGUCAGCCAGGCGGGAAUGGAAGGACUCGUGUACUGGUACCGCGACCAAGAGAUCCUGGACUACGAGGGGCCGGUGUCCAUCCUGACGCAGGAGACGCCGGAGGGAACCACGUCGCGCCUCACCAUCAGGGACGCCGCGAUCUCAGACUCCGGCAACUACACCUGCUGGCCCACCUCGGCGCAGCCCUCCUCCGUGCUCAUCAACGUCGUCCUCGAGGGAGAGCAGCCAGCGGCCAUGCAAACUGGUGUGGGCGCGCACACCUGUCCUGCGUCGCACCUGCUGUGGGUGCUGUUGCUCUCUCUCGCCCUCACCCUUCUGCCUGGGCCCAGAUGA
Messenger RNA from Penaeus indicus, 963 nucleotides. RefSeq names its product zwei Ig domain protein zig-8-like. The coding region runs from base 1 to 963 and encodes 320 amino acids. The transcript has 7 exons. The record is from RefSeq and is a predicted model, not a curated record. Gene Ontology annotation, biological process: synapse organization. NCBI's taxonomy places the organism in Eukaryota, Metazoa, Arthropoda, Malacostraca, Decapoda, Penaeidae. Gene Ontology annotation, cellular component: neuron projection membrane.